Messenger RNA from Lolium rigidum, 1363 nucleotides. RefSeq names its product proline-rich receptor-like protein kinase PERK4. Lineage: Eukaryota; Viridiplantae; Streptophyta; Magnoliopsida; Poales; Poaceae. Gene Ontology annotation, molecular function: ATP binding; protein kinase activity. The coding region runs from base 23 to 1114 and encodes 363 amino acids. Gene Ontology annotation, biological process: protein phosphorylation. The record is from RefSeq and is a predicted model, not a curated record. The transcript has 4 exons.
CUCCUGGCAGGUGCCGCCCGACAUGAACUCCGGCCAGCCGCUGCAUACGCCGGCACCGCAAGAGGCGCUGGUGUUCGGCAAGGGCACGUUCACCUACGAGGAGCUCGCGGCGGCGACGGGCGACUUCUCGCAGGCGAACCUGCUCGGGCAGGGCGGAUUCGGGUACGUGCACAAGGGGGUGCUCCCCAGUGGCAAGGCGGUGGCCGUGAAGCAGCUCAAGUCCGGGAGCGGCCAGGGGGAGCGCGAGUUCCAGGCCGAGGUGGACAUCAUCAGCCGGGUGCACCACCGCCACCUCGUGUCCCUCGUCGGCUACUGCAUCGCCGGCACCAGCCGCAUGCUCGUCUACGAGUUCGUCCCCAACAAGACGCUCGAGUUCCACCUCCAUGGGAAAGGGUUGCCGCCGAUGGCAUGGGCGACGAGGCUGCGCAUCGCGCUCGGGUCGGCGAAGGGGCUCGCCUACCUGCACGAAGACUGCCAGCCACGGAUCAUCCACCGCGACAUCAAAUCCGCCAACAUCCUCCUCGACAACAACUUCGAGGCGAUGGUCGCGGACUUCGGGCUAGCCAAGCUGGCGUCGGACAACAACACGCACGUCUCGACCCGCGUCAUGGGGACGUUCGGGUACCUAGCGCCGGAGUACGCGUCGAGCGGGCGGCUGACGGAGAAGUCGGACGUGUUCUCCUACGGCGUGGUGCUGCUGGAGCUCCUGACGGGGCGGCGGCCCAUCGACGCGACCACGCAGCUGUUCCUGGAAGACGGCCUCGUGGACUGGGCGAGGCCGGCCCUGUCGCGCGCGCUGGCCGGCGGCGACUACGACCCCGUUGCUGACCCGAGGCUGGAUGGCAGCUACGACCCGGUGGAGAUGGCGCGCGUGGCGGCCAGUGCCGCGGCCUGCGUCCGGCAGUCGGCCAAGAAGCGCCCCAAGAUGAGCCAGAUAGUGAGGGCGCUGGAGGGGGACAUGUCGCUCGAGGACCUGAACGAGGGGGUUCGGCCGGGGCAGAGUGUGCUGUUCGGCGAGGCGGGGUCGUCGGGUGAAGGAAGGAGGCUUUGCUGGGGCCUUCCUUACUCGUCCGACAUGAACCGCGUCGAGCAGGUGACCAUCGCCGGGGUAUAAAAAGAACACUUGACCAUCGCGGCAACGAGGAACACUUCUCCGAAGAUAUGAGUCCCAUGGGGAGCCGGCUGCCUCAUCGUGGGUAGGGGCCGCGGAUAUGCUGGUUAUCUGAAUCUCAGUACAAGUCGUGUUACUUGGUGGGAAAUAUACCAGGUUGAAAGGGUGGUAAAAUUCCUUUGGUUCCAUUCAAUUUCCAAAUAUAUGGAAAAUUAAUACUCCCUUGGUGCCGAAAAAGAUGUCUUAAUUUUA